AUGGUUCGCAAAAAUCGUUCUCAGCAAUACGCUGAUGACGAUCUACCAGCAUCCCAACAAUCCGUCAAUGACCUUCAGGCUCACGUCACGGCCCUUGUGGAUGCUGUAGCCGCCCUUACAACACAAACCGCCACCCCCGCGAUUCGCCCUUGCAGUAAUAACCGAACCAGUAUCCCUGCGGACUCUGAGGAUGAGGACGACAAUCCUUUUGCUCCGCUACAACAAGCUCGUCGUCACUGCAACAUCAAUAACAACUCUGAUUCCGAUGAAGAACACGACGGCAGAGCAUGGAAGUCAAGCUUUAAAAUCGAGUUCCCGGAGUUUAAAGGCUCCACAAACGCAGAAGAAUUACUCGACUGGUUCGUCACCAUCGAAAAAAUCCUCGAGUUCAAGGAAGUCCCGCUCGAAAAAUGUGUCCCUCUCCUUGCAAUACAUUUUCACGAUCGUGCAGCCGCCUGGGUGGAGGUUCGAGAUUCUGAAGAGCAACUUGUCAUGCGCUUUAUUGGAGGACUCCGUCAACAAAUACAGUUUACCCUGAACCUAUUCCGACCACAGUCCAUCUCUGAAGCUCAUCAACAGGCCAUAACAAUAGAAAAUCAGUCUCAUGCUGGUUCUCAGCCUUGGGGUACUUCACGACAGAACCGAACAACAGCAGCGUCCACAACCACAACCACCCCGGACACCACUUCUAACAAAACAGAAACAGCGAUUGUGCCUGCAACCACCACGCAACAACAACGCCCUGGCGGCCUACGUUGCUUCUCUUGUGGCGAACAUGGCCAUCGCCAGUCUGCUUGUCCUUCACGAGCUCAUCGCGGUCUCCUCAUUGAAGAAGCAGAUGAUGAUCCAGCUCCUAUCUACGAUGAGGAACCAACUGAAGAAGAAGUCUAUCCUGAUAACGGACAACUUCAUGUUCUUCGUCGAUCAUGUCUAGCACCUCGCUCGGACACAGAAUUUACCCAACGCAAGAGGUUGUUCCAAUCUCGAUGUACGAUUAAUGGUAAGGUCUGCACGUUUGUUAUUGACUCAGGGAGUACUGAGAACGUCAUUGCCGCUGAUGCCGUUCAGAAGCUUGAUCUGAAAGAUGAACCACACCCGUCUCCUUAUAAACUUGGUUGGAUACAACAAGAUCAUGACCUUACCAUCACUCGACGUGUUCUCGUAUCAUUCUCUGUUGGCUCGUCUUACCAAGAUGAAGUUUACUGUGACAUAGCGCCUAUGGAUGCUUGCCACCUCCUUCUCGGACGACCAUGGGAAUAUGACAGACGCGUAAUUCAUGAUGGCUUUCUCAACACAUACACCUUUACUUUUGCAAACCGCAAACUUGUGUUGAAGCCUACACCUGAAACCGUUACAUCCCCGUCACCUAAGCCGGUAAUGUUCCUCCGCAGAAAGCCAUUUAUCGACGCCAUGUGUGACGCAGGCAUGGUUCUGGUUCUUGUUACCAAACCAGUAGCCAAUCAUCACUUGCCUCAAGUUCCGGAAGCCUUUAAAACUGUCAUCUCAGACUUCACCAACGUUUUCCCACAAGAUCUACCCGAAGGACUCCCACCAGUACGGGACAUCCAGCACCGCAUCGAUCUUCUUCCGGACGCAGCAUUACCAAAUCGUUCCCACUACCGUAUGAGCCCAAGAGAACACGAAGAGCUGCGACGGCAAGUGGAGGAGCUCGUGGCAAAGGGAUUUCUCCGUGAAAGUCUCUCUCCGUGUGCGGUUCCCGCCUUACUCAUUCCUAAGAAGGACGCUUUCAAGACUCGCGAAGGAUUAUUUGAAUGGCUUGUCAUGCCUUUCGGCAUCUCUAAUGCUCCCAGUACUUUCAUGCGUGUUAUGAAUCAAGCAUUACGUCCUUUCAUCGGCAAAUUCGUCGUCGUUUACUUCGAUGAUAUUUUGAUCUUUAGCACGUCACUGGAGGAACACGUGCGCCACCUUUCAGACGUUCUCACCAUAUUACGCCAGGACAAGUUCUAUGUUACCUUGAAGAAGUGCGAGUUUGGCUCCUCUAAAGUACACUUCCUUGGCUAUAUUGUUUCGGCACAGGGACUUGUUGUUGAUCCCGCCAAAAUCUCUGUGAUACAGUUGUGGCCAUCACCAACCACGAUCACCGAGGUUCGUAGCUUUCUGUUAUAG
Messenger RNA from Brassica oleracea var. oleracea, 2127 nucleotides. RefSeq lists its product as uncharacterized. Gene Ontology annotation, molecular function: aspartic-type endopeptidase activity; zinc ion binding; nucleic acid binding. The record is from RefSeq and is a predicted model, not a curated record. Bases 1 to 2127 code for a protein of 708 amino acids. The transcript has 3 exons. NCBI's taxonomy places the organism in Eukaryota, Viridiplantae, Streptophyta, Magnoliopsida, Brassicales, Brassicaceae. Gene Ontology annotation, biological process: proteolysis.